AAAAAAUUUUUAAUUUGUUGAGUAAAAAUUAGAUAUCACUUUAACACCAGACUGAGCACCUUAUUUAGCACCUGAUAUUUCACCUGAUAUUGCACAAAUGUUAACAAAGCCUGUAAACAAGAAGUGUAUAAAGAUCUGUAUUAAAUAGUAAAAAACAGAGUUUAUCAAGGUAAGACUUUAAAGAAAUAAUGUAUGCUCCUCUUAACCAAACAGAACUGUGCUCAGUACAUUUCAGUAUCACUUUAUUUGGAGAAUAAUGGAAUAUUGUGGAUUAAGUGAAUUUCGUGAAGUUAAAAGGAGUUAAUUCAUACCAGACAAGUGAAGUAAGGCACUAUUUGUUCAGUAAUAAAAAGAACUGGGUACAUGGCACUAUGUGGGACAGUGUUGAUUUGAUCAGUUGGUUAAUCUGACACUGUCAGUCCAGUGACUCUAAGGAAACUCGAUGGAUCUUGGUCAUUAGUUAUUUCAUACCUGUGACUGUGUCUGAAUGUCUCAUUAUGAUUAUGCAAUGAGUGACACAUUGUUUAAUUUUUUCCUUGUUUUCACAUUUGAGUUUACGAAGUCUGUACAAUAGAUUCUGCCGCUUUCAUGUUAGACACUCAUUUACAUACACACUUUACUUCAGUGCUUGCCAGUAGCUUACAGCUUGCUGUUUUACAAAAUGAUGAAACAUCUUGAACCAAUUGGUAUAUGAAUGAUGAAAUUGUGUUUCAGGUGCUGAGUAAUGCCUCCAUUAUGAAUGCUGUGGGCUGCUGUGGGCUCCAAUUGUAUCACUUUGGAGAGACUGUGUCUAUUCCAUUCUGGCAGGAUGGCUGGGAACCUGUCAGCUUCUGUGAUAAGAUUAACAAAAAUCUACGGAAAAAACUUCACACACUCUGUUUAUUAGAUAUUAAGGUAAAGGAGCAGAGUUUAGAGAACUUGCUGAGGGGAAGAAAAAUCUUUGAGCCACCACGAUACAUGCGUGUCCAUCAAGCAGCACAGCAAAUCUUGAGUGUACUUCAGAGACACAACACUGGUUCUUCAGAGAGUAGCAAGGGCCCUGGAAGUGACAGUGAAUGGCUCUUGACGGAGAACACUCAUUGUGUUGGCAUUGUGAGAGUUGGGACGAGCUCACAGUGUAUUAUGAGGGGAAGUUUAAAAGAAUUGGCAGAUUCUGAUAUGGGUGAGCCACUCCACUCUUUAAUUGUGUGUGGGGAGUGUCAUCCAAUGGAAGAGGAAGCCUUAACCAAGUUGGCAGCCUACUACAAUGGAUACCAGACCGAGUACUGUAACUCGACUGGAAAACGAGGAGUUUUUCAUAUAGUUGGACUUGGACUUGGCCAGCCAGAUGAUGUGACAUUAAAAGGCCUUGACAUCAUUAGAAAGUCAUCAUGGGUGUACCUGGAAGGGUACACAUCUGUCAUGGCAGGUGGUGUUGAGGCAAUGGAAGCACUGUUUUGCAGGAAGAUUAUUGUUGCGGACAGAGAAAUGGUGGAGCAAAAUUCAGAAGAGAUCCUACAUAGUACUCAAGAUGGAGACGUUGCAUUUUUGGUCAUUGGGGACCCAUUUAGUGCAACAACCCACACAGAUCUUGUGGUACGUGCAUUAGAUAAAAACAUUCCCAUUAAUAUUGUACACAAUGCCUCGAUUUUGAAUGCUGCUGGUUGUUGUGGGCUGCAGCUUUAUUCUUUUGGAGAGAUGGUGUCUAUACCGUUUUGGCAAGAUGGUUGGCAGCCAGAUAGUUAUUAUGAUAAAAUUUGCAGUAAUCUGGAAAAUGGCUGGCACACCUUGUGCUUGUUAGAUAUUAAGGUUAAAGAACAGUCUGUGGAAAAUAUGGUCAAGGGUCAAAAGAUAUAUGAUCCCCCAAGGUUCAUGACAGUAUCACAGGCUGCCACACAGAUACUUAAUGUCAUAAGGAAUAGGGCAGAAGAAGGAAGGCCAACUCCUCUAACCCCAGAUCAGUUAGUAAUAGGGAUGGCCAGGAUAGGCACUAGGACACAGCAGCUGAAAGCUUGUACAUUGGAGGAGAUGGCUGAAAUUAACCUUGGUGACCCCUUACACACACUUGUAAUAGUUGGGGAAACUCAUCCAAUGGAAGAUGAAUAUGUUGACAUGUACCGGUCCUAGGGACAAACACUUAGCUGUUGAUCAUGGAAUUGUGAUUAGGUUACAUAGAGGAAUUAUCCUUUAAUGCACAGAUCACAAAUGUUUUAUCCAUUUCCUGUACAAGAUGUAGAGAGAGAGUGAUGUGCAUAUGACAAGUAGUUCUUUAGUUUUGCAUUUGUACAGU
This is a messenger RNA of Cherax quadricarinatus, 2269 nucleotides long. RefSeq names its product diphthine methyl ester synthase (gene Dph5). NCBI's taxonomy places the organism in Eukaryota, Metazoa, Arthropoda, Malacostraca, Decapoda, Parastacidae. Gene Ontology annotation, biological process: protein histidyl modification to diphthamide. Gene Ontology annotation, molecular function: diphthine synthase activity. The record is from RefSeq and is a predicted model, not a curated record.